GGCCUCCUCGACAACAGCCUAUACACACAAGGAAACAAGGACUUCCCCUAAAGCCUAUACACGCAGCACUCAGACCAGACAGAAAUGGCAGACUCAACAACCCCAACCGCAGAGGUGCCACCUUACCAUCUUCGCCCCUGUCAGAUGUCGUUCAGGAGUUCUACUCCUCCCUCAAUGAAAAGAACAGCAAAAGGCUGGAUAAGUUGAUUGCCCCUGAUUGCGUCAUCGAGGAUACCGCAUAUUAUAAGCCACUGGAUGUCAAGUGUACCCGUAUCUACUUCAAAAGACUGAUGGAAUCCAUGGGAGAGAAUGUCAAAUUUGCCACCGAUGAGGUUUGUCAAGGUGCAGAGCACACCGCGGCAGUAAUGUGGCACCUUGAAUGGAAUGGAUACACCAUCCCCUUUACCAAGGGCUGCAGCUUCUACAUAUGUUCAGAAAAUGGAGCGGUGCUUCUUAUCAGGAAAGUUCAUAUCUUUGAUGAGUCACCACUGAAACCAGGAAAAUGGGCAUUGGAAAUACUCAAUAUUGUCACCAACUUACUCAACAUGUUCCCAAAAAUAGCUGAAGGUUUCCUCAAGGAUCCAGAAGCAGUAGUUCAACCUUUCGUAAAGCUCUACAAGUUCUAUGUGGAGCCUUUUAUCCUCCCAUUUCUAGCAUACUAUACCCACUUUUGGACAUAUGUGGCUCGAGGAUUGACUGUGGUGCUCCAUAUCUUGUAUAACUUAAUUAAACGGCUCAUAUAAAGAGCUGGAAUGACUGAAAUUCAGGAAAAU
Messenger RNA from Panicum hallii, 773 nucleotides. RefSeq lists its product as uncharacterized. The record is from RefSeq and is a predicted model, not a curated record. The transcript is spliced from 6 exons. The coding region runs from base 291 to 743 and encodes 150 amino acids. NCBI's taxonomy places the organism in Eukaryota, Viridiplantae, Streptophyta, Magnoliopsida, Poales, Poaceae.